AUGAACAGCUACAUCACUAUCUUAUUGAUAAUCAGCGGAUGCUUCGCAUACUCCGCGGCGCAGUUUGGCCACUUCGGGGGCGGCUUCUCAGAUGGUUACUUUGGCACAAGCUUUGGGGUCCCCAGCUAUAGCAGCUUGUCGGCUGCCGCUGCCAGAGACCCAAGAGCGAACAGAGGGCCGGUGCUAUUCCCUCCAUCACCUGCAACUGGUCCGCUGCAGACCAGUGGUGUAGUUGCUGGGGCUUCCGGGUAUGGAUUUGUGCCGCCCGGCUCCCAAGGUCCAGCGCUACCGAGAUAUUACUAUCGAGGAUUUUUCUUAAGA
Molecule: messenger RNA, 321 nt
Organism: Iphiclides podalirius (scarce swallowtail)
Lineage: Eukaryota; Metazoa; Arthropoda; Insecta; Lepidoptera; Papilionidae
Source: the annotation of a GenBank genome assembly